GAAACAUCUUUCAAGAUGGCUGCUAAUUUCUCCCUUUCAGUACCAAUAGAUUGGAAGAUUCAAAAGCAUCCAAACUCAAAGAGGCCUGCAGACAGCCCUGAGCUCAUCUCUCAAAGCUGCUACCAGAGCCCAGGAAGAUCCAGAAUGAACGGCUUCCUCCUCGUCUUCACCAUCAGUCUCCUGGUGGCAGUUCAGAUACAAACAGGAGUCUUGGGACAGAAUGAUACCCAAGCGAAGCCUCUGACUCCCGCUGCUGGCGGCGUCACUAUCAAACUCCCUGCAAAGCCUGCAAAGGGCGGAGCCCCGUCACUCAUCAACGUGGGUGCCUGCAGCUUCUUCUUUUUCGCCAACACUUUCAUGUGUCUCGUCUACCUCGGCUGAGGUGAUGGUGUCACUUCUACAGCCCUGUGCUCCUCAAACAGCUACUACCAUCGGUAGCAAGAGAUCCCCCAACCCAGUCCUUGGAAAGGGUUGACACCAGAGAUCCCAGGAAGUUAAAAUUGAUGGCCAAUGGCCAAAAUGGGGAGGUACUAAUGGAAGGGGCCAAGUAACACCCAGCUGGGGCUCAAUAAAGUUAUGCUUAUGCUUAGAA
Messenger RNA from Peromyscus eremicus (cactus mouse), 592 nucleotides. RefSeq names its product CAMPATH-1 antigen-like. The transcript has 3 exons. Lineage: Eukaryota; Metazoa; Chordata; Mammalia; Rodentia; Cricetidae. Gene Ontology annotation, cellular component: sperm midpiece. The record is from RefSeq and is a predicted model, not a curated record. Bases 16 to 381 code for a protein of 121 amino acids. Gene Ontology annotation, biological process: positive regulation of cytosolic calcium ion concentration.